This is a messenger RNA of Poecilia reticulata (guppy), 1388 nucleotides long. It is a transcript of the gene cplx4a, whose product is annotated as complexin 4a. Gene Ontology annotation, cellular component: terminal bouton; SNARE complex. NCBI's taxonomy places the organism in Eukaryota, Metazoa, Chordata, Actinopteri, Cyprinodontiformes, Poeciliidae. Gene Ontology annotation, molecular function: syntaxin binding. Gene Ontology annotation, biological process: synaptic vesicle exocytosis; regulation of neurotransmitter secretion; neurotransmitter transport. The record is from RefSeq and is a predicted model, not a curated record.
GUUGCUUGUCAUCAGUGUGUCCUUGACUCUGUAGGCAAGCAGGAGGUUAGCCAGGGAGCUACCACUGGAUUGGAAAGCUAUAGGAAGCGAAAGCGAAGCACCAGGAGAACCGUUUACUUUUUCAGUUCUCGAAAACAUCCCCCUCCUUGGAGAGUAGACACUCGGAAGAACUCGUGAUGGCUUUUUUGAUCAAGAGCAUGAUUGGGAACCCACUGUCAGGAAUGGGUCUUGGUGGUGGAGGCGACAAAGAGGAGGAGGCCACUCCGACAGAUCCUGCAAAAGCAGCCGGGAUGACACGCGAGGAGUAUGAAGAGUACCAAAAACAGUUGGUAGAAGAGAAGAUGGAAAGGGAUGCAGAUUUCUUACACAAAAAGGCAGAGCGGGCAACGCUCAGAGUGUGUCUCAGGGACAAAUACAGACUGCCAAAGAGCGAGCAGGACGAGAACAUGAUAGAGAUGGCCGGGGACGACGUGGACGUGCCCGAGGAGCUGCUCAAGAUGGUGGACGAGGACGCCACGGAGGAGGAGGGCAAGGACUCCCUAAUGGGCCAGUUUCAGAACCUGCAGAACAUGGACAUGGACCAGUUGAAGGAAAAAGCCUCUGCCACGGUGACCGAGCUGAAGAGCAAAGCGGAGGAGAAGUGCUCUGUCAUGUGAACAGCCGAGGGUGGCGAAAGCAAAUGGUGGGAAGACAGGGGAGGGGAGGGGAUUGUUAAGAUAAUAAUUUAACAUGUUGCUUGGAGUAAACCAAGUUGUGAGUCUGAGGUUCUAUACAUUUGUUGAGAAUAAGCCCACUCUCGUGUUAUGUCACAUUAUUUGAUUCAAAUCAUAACAAGAAAUCACGUUAAAACCAUCAGAAAAAUCUGCUAUAUAGUUUGGUUGUUUUUUUUUUGCACACAAAUUUGCAGUACAUUAAAUUGUGUCAAUGGUGCCCAAUCCUUCCACUCUUAUUGUUCAGUGUUGUCAUGAAAUGAGACAGGUUAGUCUCUAUAUGUGUGUGUGUGUAUUUUUUUCAUUAAAAAAGAAAGUCAAGGUAAUCCAAGAUGUGCUGAUAGAAAGCCAAUCCUUCCUGAGUUAUGCAACUUUCCUCUCAGUUUUAUUGUUUGUUUGUUUUUUUUCUUUCUUUCUUUUUUUGUUUCUGCUGUAUUGAAUGUUUGAUAUAUUUGGUCACCACCUUUGGUGUUGCACGAAAGCAUGUGAUUUUCAGGCGCUGCAAUAAUUUCAGAUGGAUUAAGUCUUUGCAGAAACAUUUGCAAAUUUGCACAAACUUAAUGUAUAAAUACAUAAAUCAUAAAGGCGGCGACAGAUGUGUUUUUUGAAAUGCUCGAAUGUACAUGGUUGUGAGAAGACAAAUUUGUUGUUCAAAUAAAAAUGCAUAUUAAACACAAA